UUUGUGCCAUACAUGGAUCCUAGUGAUGCUUGGUACUUCAAGACCUACAUGGAUGCUGGGGAAUAUGGGUUUGGGUUACAGGCUAUGCCACUUGACCCGCUUAACGAUUGUCCAAGGAAUGCCUACUAUAUGGAUGGUGUCUUUGCAGCUGCCGAUGGAACACCGUAUGUCCGAUCCAACAUGGUUUGUGUGUUUGAGAGUUAUGCAGGUGACAUUGGAUGGAGACACUCUGAGAGCCCAAUCACUGGCAUGGAGAUUCGAGAGGUAAGGCCGAAAGUGACAUUGGUGGUGAGGAUGGCAGCAUCGGUUGCCAACUAUGAUUAUAUAGUAGAUUGGGAGUUCCAAACCGAUGGGCUUGUUAGAAUUAAGGUUGGCCUUAGUGGAAUACUGAUGGUGAAAGGCACUCCUUAUGUCAACACGAACCAAGUAAACGAACAAGAAAACCUCCAUGGAACUCUCUUGUCUGAAAAUGUCAUUGGUGUCAUCCAUGAUCACUACAUAACAUUCCACCUUGACAUGGACAUCGACGGCUCAGAUAAUUCCUUUGUAAACGUUCAUCUCCAACGAGAACAUACCUUACCUGGAGAAUCUCCGAGAAUGAGCUACCUGAAAGCGGUAAGAAACGUAGCAAAGACUGAAAACGAUGCGAAGAUUAAGCUCAAGUUGUAUGAUCCAUCAGAAUUCCACAUCAUUAAUCCAGGCAAGACAACGUGGGUUGGAAAUCCAGUGGGCUAUAAGGUGGUACCUGGUGGCACAGCAGCUAAUUUGCUUGAUCCGAACGAUCCUCCACAAAAGAGAGGUGCUUUUACCAACAACCAAAUUUGGGUUACUCCAUAUAACAAGAGUGAGCAAUGGGCUGGUGGUUUGUUUGUUUACCAGAGUCAUGGCGAUGACACCUUGGAAGAAUGGUCUCAAAGGGAUGAUCCAAUUGAGAACAAGGACAUUGUCUUAUGGUAUACAUUGGGAUUUCAUCACAUUCCAUGUCAAGAAGAUUUUCCCAUAAUGCCAACUGUAUCCUCAAGCUUUGAUUUGAAGCCUGUGAAUUUCUUUGACAGCAAUCCUAUUCUUAGGAUCCCACCAAAUGUUGAGAAGGAUCUUCCCAUUUGCAAAGCUGCUUCUGCUGCUUCAGCUUGAUAAAAUCUAUCCAAUUCACCCUUCCGAACCCUAUCACACAAUAUCUAACAUGUAGUCGUGAUGGGAGCGGCGAAGAUGGAUCUGUAUAUAUAGUUUCCUGAUCUGGAUGUAUAAGACUUUUGAUCUAUUGUAACUAGAUUAUUCUAGGGGUACCUAAGGGGUAUCGAAGUGUGUCCAUUAUGUUGGAGGGGCCCUUCGGUACAUGGUGAUGUACGACUAGAAUAAUCCAUUGUAAAAUAUAUGUAUUUCUGGUGCAAUAAAUAUAUUUAGUUUUAUAUUAAGUGAAUCAA
Messenger RNA from Olea europaea var. sylvestris, 1424 nucleotides. RefSeq names its product primary amine oxidase-like. The transcript has 4 exons. Gene Ontology annotation, biological process: amine metabolic process. Gene Ontology annotation, molecular function: copper ion binding; primary methylamine oxidase activity; quinone binding. Lineage: Eukaryota; Viridiplantae; Streptophyta; Magnoliopsida; Lamiales; Oleaceae. Bases 13 to 1134 code for a protein of 373 amino acids. The record is from RefSeq and is a predicted model, not a curated record.